Molecule: messenger RNA, 1602 nt
Organism: Meloidogyne enterolobii
Lineage: Eukaryota; Metazoa; Nematoda; Chromadorea; Rhabditida; Meloidogynidae
Source: the annotation of a GenBank genome assembly
AUGACAUUGGAAGAAAAACCAAAAAACGAUUUUAUUAAAAAUGAGAAAAUUGACUUAAAAACUUCCAAAUUAAAUUCAAAAGACAAUUUUCAAGAAGUUUGUGGAAUUCACAAUGUUGGCAAUACUUGUUUUAUGAAUAGUGCCCUUCAAUCAUUAGCAAAUGUUGAAGCUUUAACCAAUUAUUUUCUCAAUAACGAGCUCACAACUGAAAUUAAUGAGCAAAAUCCUCUUGGCACUCAAGGACGUUUAGUCAAAGCUUAUGCUACUUUUUUGCGUUCAUUGAGGUCUGGACAGGCUCAGGCUAUUAAUCCGUUACAAUUAAAGCUUGUAAUCGGUCAAUUCGCUCCUCGUUUUAAUGGGUAUUCCCAACACGAUUCUCAAGAAUUGACUGCUUUUUUACUUGAUGGAAUGCACGAGGAUCUUAACAGAAUUACUGAAACAACUAAAAAUAAUAAAGAAGAGGAUUCUAAUGUUUGUAAUGAACCUAAGCAUCAGAAGCUUGGAGACUCUAUAAACAACGAAAUAACAGUAUUAUUAUCAACACUUUCUUGCAAUGUUUGCAAAAAUGUAAGCAUUAAAUAUGAUCCUUUUUGUUUUCUUUCUGUUCCAAUUCCUUCAAAUGAACAAGAAGCAAUGGUUUCUUUACAAAAUGAAUCAACACAAUUAAAUAAUGAAGAAAAUGGUUUUGGAAAGGAAUCUUUGUCUUUGCCUAUUAUUGAUGCUCAAAGUUGUAGUAGUAAUAGUGUUUCCUCUAUGCAAAGCUCUUCUUCGUCCAAUUUAAUUGAUUAUAGUUAUGGAUUUUUAUCGUGGUUUCUCUUCCUUCUCAGUUAUAUAAAUCCAUUUAAUGCAGCUCUACAAAUGGUUAAGAAUUUAAUUUCAACAUCAAUACCUCUGAAAGAUUGUCUCAGAGUUUUGUUUUCAAUUGAUCAUUUAAAAGGAGAUGAUAUGUAUAGCUGUGAUAAAUGCAAAAAAUUACAAGAUGGAAUUAAACAUUCAUCAAUUACUCGAUUGCCAAAUGUUUUAAUUAUUCAUCUAAAACGUUUUCGACACGAAGGAAAUUACAAUACAAAAUUGAGAACUAAAAUUACUUUUCCUCUUUAUGAUUUGGAUAUGAACCAGUUUGUACGUUCUGAAGAAACUAAAGAUGGAGAAGAAAAUAAUUUGUCUAAUUGUUAUGAUUUGAGCGGAUUAAUUUCACAUAGAGGGCAGAAUAUUGAAUACGGGCAUUAUGUGGCAUAUUGCCGAAAUGCUUCUGAUGGAGAUUGGUACGAAUUUGAUGAUGCUCAGGUAACAAGAGUUAGCCCUCAAGAAGUAGCCAGUCAAGAACCUUACGUUCUUUUUUAUGAAAGGCGAAACUUCUUUUGUGAAAAUCAUGGAGAAGAUGAAAUUAAAUAUAAAGAGGAAUUUGAAAAGGAAACAGUUAAUGAAAUUAUGGUAAUUGAUGAUAAUAAAUUAAAUGAAAAAAGGGAAGAGAAAGAAGUAAUGAUGGAUAUUGAUAAUGGUGAAGAUGAAAAUAUUUUACAAACAAAACAAUUGGAAUCAUCUGCUACAAUCACAACAUCUGGUGAUUGUUCUUCUUGUUGUCUCCAACAGAAAAAUUAA